AUGGCUUUUGGAGGUUGCGAGCAGCCUGCAACUUAUGGUGAGCUGGUGUCCAUCGCAGAUUUGAAUCAUGAUGCCUCAGGAGGGGAGAAACCGAUUGAGGAAACAUGGGAUAAGUGGGCUAUACAGUUGUUGGAAGUUGAAGAUGGAGUCGUGUGCUACAGGGGAAGUUCAUCUUCCGAUCAAACGCGGGGGAGAAAGAAGGAGCGGAGUACAGGUUGCAAAACCGCAAGAAAUGGAUUAAAACCUAAAAGACGAAAUUCGUUUAAGCCUUUCAGUGGCGGAAGCUGUCGAUUGCGAAACCAAAAAAAAGAGUGGAAUCAAGUAUAUAUAGGAAUAGAAGAAGGAAGCAGUUUCGGGAGUUUGACAUCGUGGGAACGCAUUUACAGGGGAAGGCGGAGGGAUAGCAGUCAAGCGAAGCUUGAUCAACGACAUGUUACAAAUCGUGCAAGCUCUCGGAGGUAG
Messenger RNA from Lactuca virosa, 462 nucleotides. NCBI's taxonomy places the organism in Eukaryota, Viridiplantae, Streptophyta, Magnoliopsida, Asterales, Asteraceae. The record is from the annotation of a GenBank genome assembly.